This is a messenger RNA of Seminavis robusta, 774 nucleotides long. NCBI's taxonomy places the organism in Eukaryota, Bacillariophyta, Bacillariophyceae, Naviculales, Naviculaceae. The record is from the annotation of a GenBank genome assembly.
AUGAAUCUCAUCAGGUCCUUGUGUCUCGCAGUAGCACUUUCGCUGGCUCCUCCAGCUGCAGCAUGGGUAUCCCCCUAUGCGGGAGCAGGAAGAGCAUCAACAUCAUCAAGGCUCCAAAUGGCCAUUGACUACAACGAUCCCGUCGUGGCGGAAGAAUUUACCCAGGUCCAACCAAUGGCCUUUGAAGAUGUCGAAGAAGAAUUGAUGAAGUCAGGGAUUCGAGUACCACCUACCAUGAAUGAUAUGGAAGCCAAGCUCAUGUUGGUGGAAAUGAGGUUGAGAUUCUCGGGAAAGCUCGGAGGAAGACCAGAAAAGAAACGACCCGACAAAUUCUCUUCCAAAUUCGAAGAAGCCAUCUGGACCAAACCUGCAUUUGAUGAAUUCUAUGACACGUUGAAGGCUAACGGGGAUCCCAAUGCUCUCAAUGUGGUUGCUGAAUAUGUAAAUAGCCCAGAUGUUGCCCUGCAACGAUAUGGAAAGGAUUACAGAGGACUUAUCCGUCAAGCGGAACAAGCACUCACCGCACCUCCACCUGUCAAAUCCAGCAAGCUCGCAUUCAGUGGUUUCCCGGCCAACAUGGGAGAGGAUGCUUGUCGAAUGACAUUGGAGGCGCUUGGAGAAGUCGUGGAAUUUGACUGCGCACCAGACGAAGAUUUCCCCAUUCUUACUGGAACUAUCGAAUAUGCGGAUAUCGAAUCCGCCAAGGCUGCUGUGGCGCAAUACAAUGGAAUGGAUAUGGGCAUGGGUACGGCACUCAGUCUCAAGUCUGUAUAA